ACAAAUAAACAAUCAAUCAAUCAACUCCCACCCCUCUGCCCACUCUCCUCCUGUACACAGAUUCACAAACGAAGAACCCUCUCCAUCAGAAUCUCAGAGAUGGCAAUGGACAUGGACCCCCCCAUAAACCCAACCUCCCCCACAGACAACCACGACGAAGACGACGACGCGCCAGACGCCCUCAUCGACCCCGCCGCCUCCCUCACAUACUGGAACUCCGUGUCCGCAGAUACCACGGGGAUGCUGGGCGGGUUCCCGCAGACCUCGCGCAUCGAUCUCCAAGGCUCACACAACUUCCUCACAAAGCUGCGCCGAUCCGCCGCGGCCGCUCGACAGAAAAAAUCCACACCCAGCAACGACAAGGGGAGAAACGAGUUAUUGCCGCAGUUGGGUCGGGCAGCGGACUGCGGCGCGGGCGUCGGGAGAGUAACGAAUGGGUUUCUGAGGAACGUCGCGGCCGUCGUCGAUGUAGUGGAGCCGGUGCGCAAAUUCACGGAUGCGUUGGCGUCCUCGUCGUCGUCGUCUUCGGUGGGGGGUCCUGCGUCUACUACUACAACAACGCCGCAGCGACAGGGAGACAAAGAGCUGCAGCUGCAGCAACUACAAGGGAAAAUCGGAACGAUAGUGAACCUCGGCUUGCAAGACUGGACUCCCCCUCCUUCAUCCUACAACUUAAUCUGGAACCAGUGGUGUCUGGGCCAUCUCACCGACGCACAGCUCGUCGCGUACUUGGUGCGCUGCAAAGACGGGCUGCUCCUCCCUUCUUCUUCUGUUUCUUCUCCCUCUUCAGGAGGAGGAGAAGAAGCGUGGAUCGUAGUCAAGGAAAACCUCUCCACCGAUCCAUGGGGUAAAGACAUCUACGACGAAGUCGAUUCGAGCGUCACGAGGAGCGAUGCCAAGUUCCGCGAGCUGUUUGCCAAGGCUGGCUUGAGGGUUGUGAGGGAUGAGGUGCAGAGGGGGUUUCCGAGGGAUUUGUUUCCUGUGAGGAUGUAUGCUUUGAGGCCUUGA
Messenger RNA from Periconia digitata, 1008 nucleotides. Lineage: Eukaryota; Fungi; Ascomycota; Dothideomycetes; Pleosporales; Periconiaceae. The record is from the annotation of a GenBank genome assembly.